AUGCACAACGGCAAUUCACCAAUUGGCGUAUGGAACGACAGCCGAUGCAUUGCGUGGGAUGAGGAUUUAAAGAUGUCCGAAAGAACUGCACAAGAAUACUUAAUGCUCGGAAGCAUUGAUUGCAUGCACUGGGCGUGGCGACAUUGCCCUAAUGCAUGGCGAGGUCAAUUUACGCGAGGUGAUCAUAGACAUCCAACAAUAAUGCUGGAGGCAGUUGCGUCACGAGAUCUGUGGAUUUGGCAUGCUUUCUUCAGUGUUCCUGGUUCAAAUAACGGCAUUAACGUCAUCCACCAAUCAGAGGUCUUCAACAACGUUAUACACGGAACUGGUCUAGACACUAGUUUUAUGGUUUCGGGGGUUGAAUACAGGCGCGGUUAUUAUCUUGCUGAUGGACCAUACCCAUCCUACGCUACAACCAUUAAAACUAUUCACCACCCGACAGACGAAAAAGAAAGAAAUUUGCCAAGUUUCAAGAGGCGGCGAGAAAGAACAUUGGACGGUGUUUUGGGGUUCUACAGAAAAAUGGCAUAUUGA
This is a messenger RNA of Helianthus annuus (common sunflower), 534 nucleotides long. RefSeq lists its product as uncharacterized. The transcript has 2 exons. The record is from RefSeq and is a predicted model, not a curated record. Bases 1 to 534 code for a protein of 177 amino acids. Lineage: Eukaryota; Viridiplantae; Streptophyta; Magnoliopsida; Asterales; Asteraceae.